AGGAUCUACCAAGGUUACCAGUCAAACGUAUCGAAAAUAUACAUAGGAAUUGGAAAAUUAACUAGUGAUGAGCUGAACAGCCACAAAAAGAAGAUACAAGUAUCUGUGGGACAGAGUAGACAAUGUAAGCUAAAAUGACUUUCAGAUAAAGAAACAUCAUUUAUCAUGCGUCCUCAUCCUACUGACCUUCAUCUGUUUUUUUUCUUCUUUUUUUUCCCUUUUGCUUCAGAAGCAUUUAUCAUGCGUCCUCCUAGACCCCUGUCAUCCCCUACAGCCCGAACCAUCAGCAGACGAACCUAUGGACCAUUCCUGUUCAUAGCUCUCUUUGGCCUSUCUAUAUUUUAUUAUGCAAACUUCUCUUGCGUGACAUGGGGACCAUAUUCACAUCCAAUAGCUGCUAGCUAUUCUAGUAAGACAAACAUAAGUCACGCAACAGUUCGUCAGAAAGCGUUGCCAUGCCUGCGUAACGCAUUCAAGGACGUACUUCUUGUCAUAGUGUACAACUACSCUUACUACAAGAGUAUCAAGCACUUUAAAGACCUUUACAAGCCAGUCUUUCCUUCCAUUGUAUUCUGUGGUCCACCAGACAAAACUGCAGGAAKCUCGGUCAUGUCGGUCAACAUCUACCGCGGAGUACUGGGUUAUGAGUGUUUGGGGCAGGCAAUUCGUCAACAUCCGGGAUUCCAAGGCUAUUUUUACAUCAACGAUGACGUCAUUUUAAAUUACUGGAAUUUUUAUGAUUUCGACCGGAAUCAAAUCUGGCAGUCGCCAAAUGUUUUUAGCUCCACUCCAAUGUAUGGGGAAAUUGAAGAUCCAUGGUAUUGGUGGCGAUCACCUUAUGGGGUGUCCAACUGCCGACARGCCUACGAACACUUAACGAACAUUAGCCUCGGACACCAAGACUUUAGUCUACUGAGAGAAAACAGCAAUGGGAGCCUGCGAUGCUACAGCGGYCGGUCAGAUGUCUUGUAUAUCCCAAAAAGACAUGCGCAGGCAUUUUCAGUCUUAUCUUUUAUCUUCUAUACACAUAAAGUGUUUUUAGAGAUCGCAGUACCAACCAUGUUACGAGUAUUGGAAAAAGCAACGAAUAUCAAAUAUCUGCCGGGUUAUUACAUACCUGGUGACGUCAGAAAAGCCGACAAACGGGUUACAGAUAGCAGGUUUUUCUGGUUUAUCUACCUGACUAAGAAAGAUAACUGGUUUAUUCAUCCAUUUAAACUGCAUCACGAGAAACUGGACAGGAAUUUUAACUUUGUAAUGUUAAAGUACUUUUUGAUUAAAAAAACACGAGAAUUGACCACGUGUGCUUGGCGUAAGAAUAACAUCCCUGAUUCAAGUCACUCGAGAAGUAAUCAGAGUACAAUAAAUGGUUCUUGAUGUGGAAGAAUUAGAGGUUAGACAAGAGACGCACAAUACCCAAUGAAGUUCAAACUCAUUUUUAAAAAAUUAGAAAGAAUAAUGGAGACUGCAAUAACAAGAGAUGAGACAAGAGACGCACGUUACCCAAUGAAGUUCGAACUUAUCACAAAAAUAGAUUAGACUAAAUAAAAAUAACUUUUGGCGUAUUAAA
This is a messenger RNA of Actinia tenebrosa (Australian red waratah sea anemone), 1570 nucleotides long. RefSeq lists its product as uncharacterized. The record is from RefSeq and is a predicted model, not a curated record. NCBI's taxonomy places the organism in Eukaryota, Metazoa, Cnidaria, Anthozoa, Actiniaria, Actiniidae.